GGCGCCGGCUUUCGGCACGACGAUCGCCGCGUUCCAUCGUCGCGCGGCCCUUCGGGCGCCAGAUCCCGCAAUGUCUGGCCCGAACGGGGACCUGGGGAUGUCGGUGGAGGCGGGAGCGGAAGGCGAGGAUGACGGCUUCGGGGAAGCAGAAUACGCCGCCAUCAACUCCAUGCUGGACCAGAUCAACUCCUGUCUGGACCACCUGGAGGAGAAGAAUGACCACCUCCACGUCCGCCUCCAGGAGCUGCUGGAGUCCAACUGGCAGACACGCCUGGAGUUCCAGCAGCAACUCGGGGAGGACCCCAGCGAUGCCAGCCCCUAGGCUCCAAGAGCCCCUAACCGGGCCCCCACCCUGCCUCCCUGGGCUAGACUCUGGCCUGGGUACUCACCCCCUGGCUUAGACACCUUCUCAGGGGUUGGCCUUCAGGGUCCCUGGGUGGGUCUGCCUGCCUGGUCCACCCUUCUGGCCACUCCCCUUGGCCUAUCUGGGCCAGCCCCCACUGCCUGGCAUUCCCUCCUGGGGCCAAGAGUGGGCCUGCAACCCACCCACUUGCCUGCCCACCCAACUCCUGGGCACUCCCCACUCUGCCCAGGCCUUGAGUGUCCAAAUUAAACGGGUCUCCCACA
Callithrix jacchus (white-tufted-ear marmoset) is the source of this 627-nucleotide messenger RNA. The record is from RefSeq and is a predicted model, not a curated record. NCBI's taxonomy places the organism in Eukaryota, Metazoa, Chordata, Mammalia, Primates, Cebidae.